This is a messenger RNA of Ochlerotatus camptorhynchus, 1514 nucleotides long. RefSeq names its product zinc finger CCCH domain-containing protein 15 homolog. Bases 131 to 1384 code for a protein of 417 amino acids. NCBI's taxonomy places the organism in Eukaryota, Metazoa, Arthropoda, Insecta, Diptera, Culicidae. Gene Ontology annotation, cellular component: cytosol. The transcript has 4 exons. The record is from RefSeq and is a predicted model, not a curated record. Gene Ontology annotation, molecular function: metal ion binding; mRNA binding. Gene Ontology annotation, biological process: cytoplasmic translation.
CAGUUUGUUCUUCAGAAAAAGUGCCGUGUGUGGUGUGUUCGUGUUUCAAUGUUCUCGCUCUUUGAUUGCUAAAACUCCGGAAAAAUCUAUCUACUUCAAAGUUUGUGCAAUUUGAAAUUAUCCUUCCACCAUGCCUCCGAAGAAAACAUCAUCAGGGGCAUCCAAAAAAACCGAGACCAAGAAGAAGGAGAAAAUCAUCGAGGAUAAGACUUUCGGCUUGAAGAACAAGAAAGGUGCCAAGCAGCAAAAGUUUAUAACUCAAGUUGAAAAGCAAGUUAAGAGUGGAGGCCAACAUAACCUAUUGAGCAAUCCGAAUGCCAAGAAGGAGGAAAAGGAGAAGAAGUUAAAGGAGCAGAAAGAGCUGGCUUCGCUGUUCAAGCCAGUUCCGACACAGAAGAUUGAGAAAGGCGUUGAUCCGAAGUCGAUUCUGUGUGCUUUCUUCAAGCAGGGAACCUGUACCAAGGGCGACAAGUGUAAAUUUUCUCACGACUUGUCCAUUGAGAGGAAAGCCGAGAAACGUUCCGUUCAUGUGGAUAUGCGAGAUGGGGAGAAUGAUACAAUUGAUAACUGGACCGAAGAGAAGCUGGCGGAAGUGGUCGCAACAAAGCACGGCAAGGAAAAGAACAUGCCAACGACUACGAUUAUUUGUAAGUACUUCCUGGAUGCUGUGGAAAAGGCCCUCUAUGGUUGGUUCUGGGAGUGUCCGAAUGGUGAAAAAUGCAUCUAUCGUCAUGCUCUUCCCCCGGGAUACGUUUUGAAAAAGGACAAGAAGAAAUUGGAUUCACUAAAGGAGGAAAUUUCGCUGGUUGACUUAAUCGAAAGGGAACGAGCAGCUCUGGGACCGAAGCAAACUCGUGUCACGCUGGAAACUUUCAUUGCCUGGAAGAAACGCAAAAUUCAGGAAAAGAAACAGCGUGAUCAAGAUGACGAAGAUCGCAAACGGAAGGACUUCAAGGCUGGCCGCCAGAAUGGACUCUCCGGUAGGGAAAUGUUUAGCUUCAAUCCAGAUCUGGUCGAUUUCGGUAUGGAUGACGGUGAGGAAGCGAUUGAAUCCUAUGGCAGGAAUGAAGACGACGAUGACGCUACGGAAUACAAGGAAUUGGACUUCACCAUGCUGUCGUUAUCAAUCAAAGAGGUCGAUAAUACUGGUACCGUGGCCGAAGAGGAUAGGUGGGAGAAAAUGAAAACUAAUUUGCCGGUAGUGGCAGAGAACGGUGAAUCCGAAGAAACUGCAGCAGCUGCUGGCAGUUCCUCGGAUGCAGCACCUAUUAAUGAGAACCUUUUCCUCGACGAAGACCUGGAAGGAAUCGACGACGAGCUUAGCGACGACGACGAUGAUGACGAUGACGAUGACGAAGCGAAUGAGAACAGCGAAAAGUCGUGAUAUGGAGCAGCAUGAAUUUUGGAAGAAUGCGUUUCGUUAAUGUAAUUAUUAUUUAGAUUGUGAGCAGGUAAAUAAUUGUUCGCGCCUGAACAUUUGAUAUGGCUACAAUUAAACACGUACAGUCAAAUUA